UUUUUUUUUUCUAUUCUUGUGAAGCAGAGAAAAAGCUCUGCUGCAUCUUCUUCACUCACUCGCAGCAGCACUUCCCAAAUUUCUCAGUAAAUUGAAAUCUUUAAAGCAAGUCUCACCACUGUUACUCCCAGGGCAUUUUGGUUUUUACUCUCAUUGUCUGAAGUCACUGAAUCAGAACUCUCUUCUGCGCUUGAGAUCUCUCAGUCUUCUCUUAGAAUCUGAAGUUUUCUCCCGAGAAUCUAACUUUUUGUAAGCAACAAUGUCCCAAAAGGUGACUCCAUCCAUGGUGUCUCUUAAAUCUUUGCCAGCAGACUACAGAUUCGAUGGUGAAAAUUCUUCUAGAGCGAGUGUUGGCUUGAGGAAUGGUGUUAGUCAAGCUGGAGAUAGUGAGGAUUCACCAUAUAGUGGUCACGGUGUGUCCCUUGAAGAGCAGUCUUUAACUGAUGAUGUGGAUCCUGGUGCUGCUACAAUGCCCUUGCCUCAGAGUGAUGAACGCAGGUGGAGUGAUACUAGCGCAUAUGCUCGGAAGAAGGUACUGCAAUCUUGGGUUCAACUUCCAAAUGGUAACUGGGAGCUUGGGAAGAUACUGUCAACUUCAGGAGAAGAGUCUGUUAUCUCUUUGCCAGAGGGAAAAGUUAUAAAAGUUAUAUCAGAGACUCUAGUACCUGCAAAUCCUGAUAUUCUUGAUGGAGUGGAUGAUCUAAUGCAACUAAGUUACUUAAAUGAGCCAUCAGUGUUGUACAAUCUCAACUAUAGGUACAACCAAGACAUGAUAUAUACAAAAGCAGGGCCGGUUUUGGUGGCUGUGAAUCCUUUCAAGGAGGUUCCUUUGUAUGGAAAUCGCUACAUUGAAGCAUACAGGAAGAAAUCAAAUGAAAGUCCUCAUGUGUAUGCCAUUGCAGAUACAGCAAUUCGUGAAAUGAUACGCGAUGAGGUUAACCAAUCUAUCAUUAUCAGGUUAGUCAAACGUCAUCUUUUAAGUGGAUUUGUCGAAUGUAGUGCUUCUAGUUUGGGUAUAUUGUGGUGUAUUCUUGUUACAAGAUUCUCUUUGUCAUACAGCGGCGAGAGUGGAGCAGGGAAAACUGAGACAGCUAAGAUCGCUAUGCAAUACUUGGCUGCUCUAGGAGGUGGAAGCGGGAUCGAGUAUGAGAUACUUAAGACUAAUCCCAUUUUGGAAGCAUUUGGAAAUGCUAAAACUUUGAGAAAUGAUAACUCUAGUCGUUUUGGGAAGCUGAUAGAGAUUCAUUUUAGUGAAAGCGGAAAGAUAUCGGGUGCUCAAGUUCAGACCUUUUUACUAGAAAAGUCUAGAGUGGUUCAAUGUGCUGAAGGGGAAAGGUCAUACCAUAUAUUUUACCAACUUUGUGCUGGGGCUUCACCUGGACUUAGAGAGAAGCUAAAUCUGACAAGCGCACAUGAGUUUAAAUACUUGGGACAGAGUAACUGUUAUUCAAUCAAUGGAGUUGAUGAUGCUGAACGUUUUCAUAGUGUUAAGGAAGCUCUUGACAUUGUUCAUGUUAGUAAAGAAGAUCAAGAAAGUGUGUUCGCAAUGCUUGCUGCAGUGUUAUGGCUGGGGAAUGUUUCCUUCACCGUUAUUGACAAUGAAAACCAUGUUGAGCCUGUGGCAGAUGAAAGUUUGUCAACUGUUGCUAAAUUAAUUGGGUGCAACAUCAAUGAGCUUAAGCUAAGUUUAUCGAAACGUAACAUGAGAGUUGGAAAAGAUACCAUUGUGCAGAAGCUAACACUACCGCAGGCCAUUGAUGCAAGAGAUGCUUUAGCAAAAUCGGUUUAUUCGUGCCUGUUUGACUGGCUGGUUGAACAGAUCAACAAGUCUCUUGCAGUGGGGAAGAGGCGAACUGGGAGAUCCAUCAGCAUUCUUGAUAUCUAUGGCUUCGAAUCAUUUGAUAAAAAUAGCUUUGAGCAGUUCUGUAUAAAUUAUGCAAAUGAGAGAUUGCAGCAACACUUUAACCGUCAUCUAUUCAAGCUGGAGCAAGAGGAAUAUAUCCAAGAUGGUAUUGACUGGACAAGGGUUGAUUUUGAGGACAACCAAGAUUGUCUGAGUCUCUUUGAAAAGAAACCAUUGGGGCUGCUUUCUCUUUUGGACGAGGAAUCAACAUUUCCGAAUGGCACAGAUUUGACACUUGCAAACAAGCUAAAACAGCAUCUACACUCUAAUUCAUGUUUCAGAGGAGAUCGAGAGAAGCUUUUCACAGUUGUGCAUUAUGCAGGAGAGGUUACAUAUGACACAACAGGAUUUCUAGAGAAGAACAGAGACCUGUUGCACUUGGAUUCUAUUCAGCUUUUGUCCUCUUGCUCGUGCCACCUUCCUCAAGCGUUUGCUUCUAGCAUGCUGAUCCAAUCCGAAAAACCUGUAGUCGGUCCUUUGUACAAAGCAGGUGGUGCUGAUUCCCAGCGGUUGAGUGUAGCUACCAAAUUUAAGGGUCAACUAUUCCAAUUGAUGCAACGUUUAGGGAACACUACCCCACAUUUCAUUCGUUGCAUCAAGCCAAAUAACGUUCAGUCUCCAGGGUUGUAUGAGCAAGGACUUGUCUUACAGCAGCUAAGAUGUUGUGGGGUCUUAGAAGUGGUUCGAAUCUCACGGUCUGGAUUUCCUACAAGAGUGUCUCAUCAGAAAUUUGCCAGAAGGUAUGGUUUCCUUCUGGUGGAGAACAUUGCUGAUAAAGAUCCUCUAAGUGUCUCAGUUGCGAUCCUCCAUCAGUUUAAUAUCUUGCCGGAGAUGUACCAAGUUGGCUACACGAAGUUGUUUUUCAGAACCGGACAGAUUGGGGUUCUUGAAGAUACAAGGAACCGUACACUCCAUGGCAUUUUACGUGUCCAAAGCUCUUUUAGAGGAUACCAAGCACGAUGUCACCUGAAGGAGCUUAAAAUGGGGAUAUCCAUUCUUCAGUCAUUUGUUCGUGGAGAUAAAGUAAGAAAAGAGUUUGCCGAGUUACGAAGGAGGCAUAGGGCUGCAGCUACUAUACAAAGCCAAGUUAAAAGCAAGUUUGCUAGGAAACAGUAUAAGGGUAUAACCGAUGCGUCGGUUUUGAUACAGUCAGCAAUUCGUGGUUGGUUGGUUAGAAGAUGCUCAGGAGAUCUUAGAUGGCUAAAAUCUGUAGGCACUAAGACAAAUGAGUCAGGCGAGGUACUAGUGAAGGCAUCUGUACUUUCCGACCUUCAACGUAGAGUACUUAAAUCUGAAGCUGCUCUGCGUGAGAAAGAAGAGGAGAACGACAUUCUUCAACAGAGGCUUCAACAGUACGAGAACCGUUGGUCAGAAUACGAGACAAAGAUGAAAUCAAUGGAAGAAAUCUGGCAGAAGCAAAUGCGGUCUUUGCAAUCUAGUCUCUCCAUAGCAAAGAAAAGCCUAGCGGUCGAGGACUCUGCUAGAAACUCGGAUGCAUCGGUCAAUGCAAGUGACGCAACGGAUUGGGAUUCAAGCAGUAAUCAGUUCAAGAGUCAGGCAAGCAACGGAGGAGGGGGGAGACAACAACAACAGCCUAUGAGUGCUGGUCUUAGUGUGAUUGGACGGUUGGCGGAGGAGUUUGAACAGAGAGCUCAAGUGUUUGGUGAUGAUGCGAAGUUCUUGGUGGAAGUGAAGUCUGGUCAGGUGGAAGCGAACUUGAACCCAGACAGAGAGCUGAGGAGGUUGAAACAGAUGUUUGAGACGUGGAAGAAGGAUUAUGGAGGGAGGUUGAGGGAAACGAAGAUGAUACUGAGCAAGCUUGGGAGUGAAGAGAGCAGUGGUUCGAUGGAGAAGGUGAAGAGGAAGUGGUGGGGAAGGAGGAAUAGCACUAGGUAUUGAUUGAUCUGUGGAAUGAAGGUCGAGACUAUUAUUCUUACAGGCAAACUCUGGUCGUUUGCUGUUUAAGGAUUUGGCGGGUUUUUUGCUUUUUGGUAAUGAAAGUAGUUAAUGAUAUUUGCUAUUCAAUGUGAAGGAUCAUACAAAUGAUAACUUAAGUUUGUAAAUUACUUUUGUAGUUUUAAUAUAAUAUCCAAAGCUAAGUUUGUUA
Molecule: messenger RNA, 4010 nt
Organism: Brassica napus (rape)
Lineage: Eukaryota; Viridiplantae; Streptophyta; Magnoliopsida; Brassicales; Brassicaceae
Product: myosin-1
Exons: 23
Coding region: 260-3802 (1180 amino acids)
Biological process (GO): actin filament organization; vesicle transport along actin filament
Cellular component (GO): cytoplasm; myosin complex; actin cytoskeleton
Molecular function (GO): ATP binding; microfilament motor activity; actin filament binding
Source: RefSeq, a predicted model, not a curated record